Molecule: messenger RNA, 1307 nt
Organism: Misgurnus anguillicaudatus (oriental weatherfish)
Lineage: Eukaryota; Metazoa; Chordata; Actinopteri; Cypriniformes; Cobitidae
Gene: twist1b
Product: twist family bHLH transcription factor 1b
Biological process (GO): regulation of transcription by RNA polymerase II; developmental process
Molecular function (GO): DNA-binding transcription factor activity, RNA polymerase II-specific; RNA polymerase II transcription regulatory region sequence-specific DNA binding; protein dimerization activity
Source: RefSeq, a predicted model, not a curated record
GUCAAGAAAACUAUCUUGAGUUGUGUUGUUCCUUCUCUUUUUUCAAACUUCUCCCCCACCCUCCCUCUCGCGUCUUGAACUUUCUUGGCCAAUCAUCUCUCUUCCUACAAACACUUUAGCAGACUAUAAGAGCUCCCCAACUUUUUCCUUUCAAUCGAACUCAAAGUUUUCUCGGGAUCCUGGAUACACAGACACACUUUCGUUGGGAAUUGUAUUUCACCCUCAUGAGGAAAUAACGCGUAUAUUCGCACGCGCUUGCAGACUUGAGCGAGAUGCCCGAAGAACCCGCGCGCGACUCCUCCAGUUCCCCGGUGUCUCCAGCGGACAGUCUCAGCAACAGCGACGUAGAGCCCGACAGACCGCCGAAGAGGUGCGCGAGGAAAAGGCGCUCCAGCAGGAAAAACGGGGAGGACUCCGACAGCUCGACCCUUGGGAAAAGAGGGAAGAAGUCCAGCAACAGCAGCAGCAGUCCGCAGUCGUUUGAAGACCUGCAGACUCAGCGCGUGAUGGCGAACGUGCGCGAGCGCCAGAGGACGCAGUCGCUCAACGAAGCGUUCGCGGCUUUGCGCAAAAUCAUCCCCACGUUACCGUCCGACAAACUGAGCAAAAUACAGACGCUUAAACUCGCUUCCAGGUACAUCGAUUUCCUCUAUCAGGUACUACAGAGUGACGAGCUGGACUCCAAGAUGGCAAGCUGUAGUUAUGUUGCUCACGAGCGCUUGAGCUACGCGUUUUCCGUUUGGAGGAUGGAGGGCGCCUGGUCCAUGUCUGCAUCUCACUAGUGUGCGGGGAAACUUUUGGGAAGUGCAAAUGGUGAAGGCCACGCGCUGGCUGGUAAACACUCGUGGACCAACACAGUUAUGGAUAACCGCAUUUCUUCAGCAUUUGGCAAAUGUUGCAACAGAGGCCAUGGCUUUCAUAUUGAGAAGGCCACGGACACUGGACUGUUGCGCGUGCGCUGCAUAUGGACUUCUGCGCAAGUGUUAUUAUUGACGACGAAUGUUGUUAAGGUGUGCCUAUGCAUGAUUUUUAUAUUCUAUUUUAUAAGGACUCAGUUGUGCAUAGCUUUCUUGGAGAAAGUAAAAUUGCAUUACAAGGACUGUCGAUGAGAAAAUGGGAAUAUUAAGCCUCUAGUUCGAAUCCUGUGUAAAAUAAAAAGUUUUAGUACAAUUCUAUUUAUUUAUUGAUGACACAAUUAUUGAAAUGAAGGCAAAUGUAUUCUGUGUCGAAAUGCAUUCUUAUUUUUUGUUACUUUUGUAAAUAAAUAUGUUUUUUGUCUAAUAAAGGUCAAUAAGUUUUAAGAAAUA